AUGGACAUUGCAGUUAACCCCUCCCCCCAAAAAAAGAAAGGGAAGGAAAAGAGAGAGGUGGACUUAAAGACAGUGGAAGCCAGAGAAGGCAAAUCAGGGGGUCGUUCCAAUCCCGUUUACAAAGCCUCGGUGGUGGUUUGCGGCAGUGCAGAAGGUGGUGGUGGUGGGCUCGGGACAGUGGCAGGCCUAGGGGUGGGGGCAUGGCCAUGGGGGGGCCGCAUCCCAUCCUCCACCCUGCACCGGGACAGGCGCUGGGGCUGGGGGUCCUGGGGCGGGGGUCCAUCUAGGGGCCCCUCCAGACUCUCAGAACUGCGGCCCUGGCUGAGCGGAGGGACGGCCACGACGGCGGGAGGUGGAGGUAGCGCCGGGGGAGGAGCCGGGGCGGAGAAAGUAGGCAGGGUGAGGUGUUCCCGCAGGGUCUGGGUUCUCCUCGCCUUGCUGGCUCUCAUCUCUCUCACCUCGCUCUUCUUCACCAUCUCGUUCCGUGGGGGCGUCAGCUUCAACUACCUGGAGCCGCCCGGGUGGGAGGAGUCGAGGAGGGUGAAGCUAGUGCCCAACUACGUGGGCGCACACAGGCUGGCGCCACCUUACACCUCGCAGCAGAAGACGUGUGCCUGCUCGCGCUGUGUGGGAGACCCGGGCGUUUCUGAUUGGUUCGACGAGAACUUUGAGCCGGAUAUCUCACCUGUUUGGACCAGAGACAACAUCCAGCUGCCCUCUGAUGUCUACUACUGGUGGGUGAUGUUACAGCCCCAGUUUAAACCUCACAGCAUCAAGCAGGUGUUGUGGAAGUUGUUCCAGGUGAUUCCCGGAAGGUCGCCAUACGGCUCGUGGGAUCCAAGACGUUGCCUGCGCUGCGCCGUGGUGGGGAACUCGGGAAACCUCCGCGGGUCCGGAUAUGGGGCGACCAUUGACGGACACAGCUACAUCAUGAGGAUAAACCUGGCCCCCACUGUGGGCUACGAAGAAGACGCCGGCAGCCUGACCACUCACCACUUCAUGUACCCGGAGAGCGCCAAGAACCUGGCGGCCAACGUCAGCUUCGUCCUGGUUCCUUUCAAAACGCUGGAUCUUGUCUGGAUCACCAGCGCUCUGUCCACUGGCACGAUUCGAUUUACCUACGCUCCAGUGAAGCAGUUCCUCCGCGUAGAUAAGGACAAGGUCCAGAUCUUCAACCCGGCAUUCUUUAAAUACAUCCACGACCGUUGGACCAGACAUAAUGGCCGCUACCCCUCCACUGGCAUGCUCGUACUGUUCUUUGCCCUGCAUGUCUGUGACGAGGUGAACGUGUUUGGUUUCGGGGCAGACAGCAGGGGAAACUGGCACCACUACUGGGAGGAGAACCGCUACUCCGGAGAGUUCAGGAAGACCGGCGUCCACGACGCCGACUACGAAGCCCAGAUCAUCCAGCUGCUGGCGAAGGCUGGCAAGAUCACUGUAUUCCCAGGGAAAUAAGCAGCAAAUCACCCUGUGGAUCUAAUGGUCCAACACUGGUACGGCAACAGACACUAUAGAGGCUGCUUCAAAACGUGUUAGAUAUUCUCGCUUUCACUCACCUGCUCCAGUUUGGGUUCCCGGUUUGGCUUACAGUACAGAAGGCGAGCUGUAACGGUCACAUACCAAACAAUGUUAUUCCAUUCACUUUCCCUCAUAUUGAGAAGUCAGCCACCAAUUGAGGCUCUCAUCAGAGAACAUGGUGUAGACUCUUAGGAACCAGGAAAAGGGAACAUGUAGAUCCAAAUGUAGUUCUGCUCACCUUGGACUGACCUAAAACUGGAAGUUGAGCCUUACAUUUCACACUAGAGUAAUUGGCUCUUAGUAGUUUUCAAGGUUUUACCUCUAACGACCAGCGCAAGACCACAGAUCUCGACUCAAGCGAAGGCUGCACAGCAGGAAAACUCAGCCCGAUCACCCCAAAUACUGACUUUAGCAGCGCAGGGAGAGAGCCAGAGAGGGAAAGAUCUCACGUGCAAGAGUCAUACUUCCGGACUCGCCUUGGAUGAGUGUGUAACACUCAUCCGUUAACAAACACACAGUAUGCUACAUACUGAAAAGGUCACAGAAACAGCACCGUCAGCAUCCAGGAGACUAUUGUUCUACAGCCCCGUGAUGUCGGACAGUAACAAAGUGCGUGUGAAAAAAUUACAGUUCUUACCCUCUGAGCACGAGGCGCCGGGCUGCAGGCCUGCUGACAAGUUUGCCACUACGGACACAAACCGUGGAGCUAUCUGAAGCCGUUGUGCUGUUGAACAUUUUGAGACUUUAAGGACUAAUCUUACAGAACCCCGGGCCAAGAGUUUCUUGAGAAAGAAUUUUUCCUUCUCAAGUCCUAUACGAGGCUUGCCACUUUUCACUGUCGUCACUCCCCUUCAUGUGAUUUCAGCCUCACAAGACGGCGUUACAAGGACGUUGUAAAACGGUUGGUUAUGAGACGAUAGCUGUGCGAUUGCCGCGAGUUUAUAUAUCGUAUGGCUGUCCUCUGAACCCUGCUGGGCCUUACCAUGCUUAGCAAGGCCUGGACACCUUGCAGCACACUCACGGAAAUAUGAUCAAGGCUUUUGCCUUUUGGCCAUUCUGACUCCGAGAGAUCGCUGCAACAUGAGCUUCAGCUCCUGUAGAGCCAGCCAAUCGCGUUUUAAACACCACGGACAGCCACAGGCCAGGCUACAUUCCCAUCCAGACACGGGGAGAAGUGUUCUGGGAGGGUGUUGGUUUGACUGCGUGAGACUCUUAAUGAGGCCAAAAGGCAGUCUCCUGGGAUCUCGUGUUUGGAUGGAGGCACGCUGGUUUCUGGACCGGAGUUUCAUCCCCAUGUGGUCUGUCAGGCUCUAAUUUGGGAGAGCUGGGGCAUGAAGAACCAGUCUGACUAAGGCAGCAUGAGAAAUACGUCUUUUGCUCCAGUGUUUUUAAAGGAUGAAACGGAAAGACCUUGCUUCGCAAACUCAUACUUCUACACACACUGGACUGGGUUCACCAAUUUUGGUUUUCUGAAAGGACGGAGACAAAAAAAAAAGGGACCGUGCUCUGCUUCUUUUCCCUUUCACAGACCUGACUCCUGGAUCCCAGUGGAGCUGGAGGCUGUCAGGAUCAUUUCGACCCAGAUUAAGAAAAACCCCCCAAUGGAUCUGGGAAUUCUUUAACCUGUCAGCAGCUCUGCUUCAUUAACCACUAGCCCCGGUCUCCGCUCAGCCGAUUAUAACUUAUAACAGCUAUGUCUGGAGGGGGUGGAGCCACCAGACGCCUUAGACCUCCGUAGCACAUACACUGCACUUCCUGUUCUGAUUUUCAUGUUGAUGACAUAUCCCCCUGCAGACUGCAGAUUUCAUAUCGUUUUAUUUACUGUUUAGAUUUGGGUUUAAACUUUGGCUGGAUUUAUACUGUUGGCUCAAAUUGCAUUUUCUUUCCCUCCCAGUUGGCACAUUAAUGGCUUUUAUCAUGAUUUGGUAUCCUCAAAUAAUGCCUGUUUACAAAUGUAUAGCCUCCAUUGUAAGUUAUGUACGUCUUUAACAAAGGAGGCACAAUAAAUACCAGUCACAGAAGUGCUGCUAGACAGUAUCGAAAAACGGAAAACGUCUGUGGAAAACAGAACACGUGUGCCACGAAGAGGAAGGAAAAUGAAAGUAUUUGUUUGGGGGCUGUAAAUCCAUCCAAAGAUGCCGUUACAGAGAUGUGUUUAUCAAGAAGCAGCUGGUGGCUGAUGAGAAGAGUACUCAGGCUUCCUACGCAGGCCUCUUUCAAGAUGUGAUAAGUAAUAUUUGUACUGCCCCGUUACACCAAACUAAUGUUUGCAUGGGUUUGAAUGAUCGUUGGUCAGUAUUAGUGACUCAACAGUUACUUCAUGUUGUGCUUAGAGCUCUGGCUUCUAAAAGCCACUUCCCAGACUGUACUCUAUUUAGUAUUUAUGUCAGUUAAAGAGUAGUAAGUAUUUGUUGGAGCUCAUGGAUACACAAAAUGUGAAUGUAAACAGAAACUCCACAGAGCACCAUUACGUUUGGGGGGGGGGGGGCCGAAAACCUUCUUAGCUAUUAUUUAUUUAGAGUUUAACACUUAGAAACUCUAAUUUGUCUUAUCAGGACUGUGUGGCUGUGGUUUGGAUCAGGUUGAUGUGGCCACACGAGCAAACGGCCCACCAAAUGUUAUCAGAUUCAAAAACCGCAAACAGUUUGAUUAGUGCACAGAAAGACGUGACGUCGCUUUAAUUUUCUCCAUCUGAGCCACGCCCACUUCAAAACAAUACAAAGAGCACAGACAAAAACACAAAAUACAAAAAUCUCUUAACGGAACUAACCCAGUGCGUUUGCAUUAAGGAUCCAAGGACUCACAGUAAGAAGAACAUCCAGAAAAGGGCCUUUAAUUAAUGUUCCUUUUAAAACUAUGUGAAAGGGUGGUAUAUUGUUUUAGUGACUCGAAAACCUAAUCUGGUAAGAAAGACAGCUACAUUUGUGAAUAGAAGCUGUGUAGGAUUUAACCACAUGGCAGUAUGAAGCUCAUUCUUAUUAAGUUUUUAAUUUUUUUUUACAUGUUCUACCAUUGCUCCUGCUGAGAAAGGUUUGAGGUAGACACACACACACACACACACACACACAAAGUGAGGAGGGUUGGGGUGCCAUACCGCCCCCAGCAGGCGAUGGGAAGAACUGUGCCUCCUCUGAUAUCAGUUCUGUUGGUGUAUUAGUGUCUAUCUAUCUUGUGUAUUAUCUUUGGAGGAUUAUCGUGUAACCUCAUGUGACUCUCAUGUAUUACCAUUCUACGUUAUAUGCCUUCAAUGUUUUUAUCCUACUUUGCACAUAACAGAUUUUAUAGGACGCCGUAGUGUUGUGCUGGCUCACUUUAAGAGUCAGUGCGGCUGAAACUGGACAUAUUGUUUGUGUUUUCUCUCUCUCUGUCACACGCACACACACACACACACACACACACUCAUGCUUCCGUGCCUUGUCCUGCUGCUGGACGUUUCUCGCCUACAGCUGCUUCUUCGGCCACACACGCCAUGCUACCUUUGCUUUCUUUUUUAGUCCCACACACACUAACAUGUCUUUUGGCUGAGAGCUGUGCCUUCUGAGCUGCACACACAAACACACACACACACACCUACAUGAAAACACACUCUGCCUUCUGCUCGGGGUACAGACACCACCCGCUCUUCACUUCUUAUUGCUUUGGGCACUCACAUUGUUUUCUAAAGAUCGCUGUCUGCUAAAGGCGAGCAUGUAAACCGGCGAUGCAGUGUGACUUGCUGUGAAUUCAUAUUAGGACAUCAGGACAACUUAUUGAACAUAAAGCGGAUACUUUUGAGGCAUUUCUUGCUUUUCUAGAUUGCAUAGUGAAGAAUGGCUGGAAAGGGCCAUCUGCUUGAUUACAGCCCACAGUGUUGCAGGUGCCUGUCCGGUUUCUCUGUAUCUGUUUCCAUCGACACGGCGACCGUAGAAGAGACGGUGAAGAUGACAAAGCAUCUGAAGGUUUAAGACAUAUCGGUGUGUGACGCUUGCUUUUCGUGGUUCGGUGUUUUAUUGGAGUUGUCAGCCGCUGCGGUCCCUGUGUUAUUGAUGAUUGUUUCCCAAGAUGCUCCCUCCGACUUCAAAAUGAAUGUGUAAAAUUGUUUUGGAGUCUCCGGCAGCAGAAUAACACAUUUCCUAUCACAUCCUUGCAGCCUGCAGUGUGAGGAAAAGUCUUAAUAGCCGACUGCGCCACCCAAACGCGGCGAGACCUCCGUUCCAGCACGGAAACUGUUAUCAGCAUCCUCAAUUUGGCACAGUUGUAGACCAGAACAUUGUGAUCAGAUAGACGGGGGGGGGGGAGCAGGGUGAUUCCUCUCUGCUGUGCUAGUUUAAAUUAGAGUGGAGGUUUUACAGCACAUGACACAGAUCUGAGAGUGUUCCCUGUAGCAUCUCCAGCCCAAAGUAGGCCUUUUUCUCCCGACGCUGACCCAAUACACACAGUUUUUUGUCUUCUGGAGUUUUGUCUCUCCAGUUUUCAGGUCAACGUCUGCGCUGUGACCGUGUCAGGAACAUCCAUCAAGAAAUACAGAGCUGCAUCGGUUGAGAGCAUUUUGGGAAAUGCGGUUCUUCAUUGUGACAGUCCGAUGUCCGGGGAGCAGCAUGUUUUCUCAGGUGAAACCUGAACGCGUGGUUCAGUCCUCUGGUAACACCGACGGAAACAAGUCAAAUUAAAGCUUUUUUUUUUUUUUUAUUGCAGGCCACUCAUGUAAAACAUCCCCAGACUAAAAUCUGUUCUACUUUGCUGCCGGUGAAAUUUCAGGACUAUUUCCACACCGUUUUGUCUCACACACUCUGUGCUGACGUAUAUUUCGGUAAAGCCACAAACACUAUUAUACACAUUAUAUAGUGAUUACCUAAAAACGUGUUGCGGAGCCUUGUACGACUGCACAAAGCAGCAGACACCAACCGCUGGAGGUUACCAUCAUUUUCCUGGAUAGGAAAGGAGGCUCAUUAAAUUGAAUAUUUGAUGGGGUAAUUAGAACAACGUUUUUGUGGAAAUGAGCACAGUCUGAAAGCACACCUGCUCAGCUUGGGGGGGAAAAAAGUGGAUUCUGAUGUGUUUAUGUCAGAGGGAGAAUAUCUGUAAGCAUCUCAAACCCUUAGGUGCAUCUACAUUUAAAGGAAUAGUUUGACAUUUUUGGGAAACAACCUUUUAUAGGAGUACGGUGAGAUCAUGCACACACGAGUGGUAUCGAUCUAUUCACCUAACUCAGCAAGAAAACAAAUAAGUGUUUUUUUCCCAAAAUGCCAAAGCGUAUACUUGCUAUUUUAAUUAAUUAAAUUGGUUGUUUUUCUUCUAGCUGUGGUAGCCUACUUAAGGCUUUAUUACUUCAUAACAUAUUAAUCAGAACCUCAUUACUGAGCUAGAGUUAACAGAAAAUUGGAUCAAUUUGCGGUUGUCUGGCAGGAAGAAAAGCGGUCCAUCUCCAGCCGUAACAAAAAGUAAUAUCUGCCAGAGUGUGAGGCUGGAGAAUCAUUUUUAUAGCACGCACAUCUCCUCAACCGUUUUUUUUUUCUCUCCAGUUGCUAUGGUUAAAGACUAACUCUCGCCAAAAUGCAAGCUAGGGUCUUUUUGGGAAUGUACCCGAGUCAAACUUUCGUUUAAA
This is a messenger RNA of Perca fluviatilis (European perch), 7102 nucleotides long. RefSeq names its product ST3 beta-galactoside alpha-2,3-sialyltransferase 2 (gene st3gal2). NCBI's taxonomy places the organism in Eukaryota, Metazoa, Chordata, Actinopteri, Perciformes, Percidae. The transcript is spliced from 8 exons. Gene Ontology annotation, molecular function: beta-galactoside (CMP) alpha-2,3-sialyltransferase activity. Bases 1 to 1455 code for a protein of 484 amino acids. The record is from RefSeq and is a predicted model, not a curated record.